Messenger RNA from Rhagoletis pomonella (apple maggot), 1224 nucleotides. RefSeq lists its product as uncharacterized. NCBI's taxonomy places the organism in Eukaryota, Metazoa, Arthropoda, Insecta, Diptera, Tephritidae. The transcript is spliced from 5 exons. Bases 1 to 1224 code for a protein of 407 amino acids. The record is from RefSeq and is a predicted model, not a curated record.
AUGGACAACAAGCUGCUCUUCGGGGUGAGAACAGCGAAACUAAAAAUACUCCGCUCCAAUGAGCCGAUUCCAGAGGCUGAUAUCGAGGAUGCCAACCCGAUGAAAGUGGUCCAGGCAAAUCUUAGGUACUCUAAGGCUGCCUCGGACAAGCUCCUGGUCUUCCUAAGGGAGGAAGACAUCGACAUCUCGUUGAUACAGGAACCUUGGUAUAUCAGCUCACCAGAUACUACAGUCGUCAACUUGGAGUUGAUGAAUAAACAAAGCUGUCUUAUAUCAUCCGUAUACAUGGCGCACGACAGGCCGUGUCCGCCACAGGAAGUCGCCACUUUACAAAGGCUAGCAGGAGCUAGUCCAGUGUUACUCGGUUGCGAUGCCAAUUCAAGACGUACAUUAUCGGGCAGCUCGGAAACCAACGAAAGAGGUAGUACUCCCACCUUCAUAUUUGCUAGUACUCCUGAUUUUUGCGGUUGGGAAGAGGUCCUAGACCUAGCUCUGCUGACCGAGGGGAGCCUAAAGGUCAAUAAAUGGAGAGUAUCCGACGAAGAGACUCUCUCGGACCACCGUCGAAUACUCUUUGAGCUAAAUAUUGCGGCGGAUACGCCCACUCCCUUUAGAAACCCUCGUAAAACAGAUUGGGACUUAUUUCAAAAGGUUAUUGGAAAAGAAUUGAAGAAACUACCAGUUGAAGACAUUCCUACAAGGGGCGAGCUGGACGCCAAAGUGGACAGCCUGAAUAAGACCUUGGGUACCGAUGCCCCAGACCAUAUACCAACCUUCUCCGAGGACCUCUUAGAGGAGCUACUAGAUAGGGAAAAGAUAAAAUUUGCUAUCGUCAGCUUCUCACCCUAUAAAUUACCAGCGGGCAAACGGGGCCAUGACAAUGCUAAAGAUUUCCGACCAAUAAGCUUAAUGUCCUUCGUGCUCAAGACGUUUGAGAGGCUGUUGGAUCUGUAUGUUAGGGACAAGACGUCCAAUUUAUCAUGCUCUCAACAUGCGUACUUGAAAGGGAAGUCAACGGAGACUGCCCUACAUGAAGUGGUACGUACAAUUGAGAGUUCGCUCUACUAUAAACAAUUUACAAUGGAGUCCUUUAUAGACAUCGAGGGGGCCUUUAAUAAUGUCAGUGCAGAUUCCAUUCAUGAGGCACUUAUGGAAACAGGGAUUGAUCACUGUGUCCGGGCUUGGAUAGUGUCUCUGCUAAGGAGCAGAUUAAUACAUGCCUAA